GGCGCCGUGGCGGCUCCGCGAUCGCCCGCCGGACAUCGAGCGAAAAGGGAUUCGUCUGGAGGGCACUUUCGGAUCGGGGGAGAUCUAUUGGAUUAGUGGGAUUAUCAGCCUGCAGACGGAGAGAAGUAGCGUUUGAUCAUUUCCAUUGCCUGCCUGAUGGUCGGAUUUACAUGGAGGUGGCUCGGCACGGAUGAGGCUGGAUUCCGGAUGGGGAUUUCCAGCCCCCCCUUCCCGCGCCCCGAUCCCAGGAAAGGGCAGAAAAAUAUAUAAAAAUCGGUAUAAUUGGGAAGUGUCCGGAGCACUACUGGGAGCCCUCCCGCUCCCAGCGGCUGGGAGAGCCGGAGGAGGCGAAUCCAGCGGAUUUACAGCUUCGGCUGCGAUUGCGGGAAAGCGGCCGUGAACUGGAUAUAGACCUGCGGCUAACUGGAUUUGAUUUAUAAGAGGGGAUUCUGCAGUAAAUGGCUGCUCUCUUCAUAUUGCUGCUAUGGAAAACAGAAUUGUCAAUAGGAUGUAGUCUGAUAAAUAGUGCUGAGUGAAGAUGCAGCUUCAAUAAGUGUGAAAUCAAUGGAAGAUACUUACCGCAUGAAAAGCCUUUUGAGAUUUUUCUGACAGGCACCUAUUUAGGAAACUUGAUCUGUUUCCUCCGGUCGCCCUGUUUUUACACCAGUGGAUACAAAUCAGAUUGCUUCACUCUAGUUACACAACUAAUGUGGGACCAUGGCCUUUCCAAGAUCCAUGUGGCUGAACUGUGUAUGGAGAGCGACGGUGGUCCGCCUGCUACACACGGGAUUGAAUGCCACUUUUGCUUUUUCUAUUCUUGGAUUUUUGCUUCACGCUGCAGCUGUGUCCUCCCAAAAAUUGGAUGAUACCAACCCAGUGGUGACCACCAACUUUGGCAAGAUAAGAGGGAUUAAGAAGGAACUUAAUAAUGAAAUUUUGGGGCCUGUUAUUCAGUUCCUUGGGGUUCCAUACGCUGCCCCUCCAACAGGGGAGCGCCGCUUUCAACCUCCUGAGCCUCCGUCUCCAUGGGCAGACGUCAAAAACACCACCCAGUUUGCUCCAGUGUGUCCCCAGAACAUUAUAGAAGGCAGGUUGCCUGAAGUCAUGCUUCCCGUGUGGUUUACUAAUAACUUGGAUGUAGUUUCAACCUAUGUACAAGAUCAGAACGAAGACUGCCUCUAUUUAAAUAUCUAUGUCCCAACUGAGGAUGUCAAAAGAAUAUCCAAGGAAUGUGCCAGAAAACCCGGCAAGAAAAUUUGUAGAAAAGGAGGUCCCCUUACAAAGAAACAGACAGAUGAUUUAGGUGAUAAUGACGGUGCUGAAGAUGAAGACAUUCGGGACAGUGGGGGACCUAAGCCUGUGAUGGUGUAUAUUCACGGAGGGUCCUACAUGGAAGGCACUGGAAAUUUAUAUGAUGGCAGUGUUCUAGCAAGUUAUGGGAAUGUGAUAGUCAUCACAGUCAACUAUCGCCUUGGGGUACUUGGAUUUCUGAGCACUGGGGACCAAGCAGCAAAAGGAAACUAUGGCCUCCUUGAUCUAAUUCAAGCUUUGCGAUGGACUAGUGAAAAUAUUGGGUUCUUUGGUGGUGACCCAUUAAGAAUAACUGUUUUUGGAUCUGGGGCAGGCGGUUCAUGCGUCAAUCUGUUGACUUUAUCCCAUUAUUCUGAAGGUAACCGUUGGAGCAAUUCAACCAAAGGACUUUUUCAAAGAGCAAUAGCUCAAAGUGGAACAGCUCUCUCCAGCUGGGCAGUUAGCUUUCAGCCUGCAAAAUACGCCAGGAUGUUGGCUACAAAAGUUGGUUGCAACAUGUCAGACACUGUAGAACUGGUAGAAUGCCUACAGAAGAAGCCUUACAGAGAACUUGUCGACCAGGACAUUCAACCAGCAAGAUACCACAUAGCCUUUGGACCAGUAAUCGACGGCGACGUGAUACCAGACGACCCUCAGAUCCUGAUGGAGCAAGGAGAGUUCCUCAACUAUGACAUCAUGCUGGGAGUUAACCAAGGGGAAGGGCUGAAGUUUGUUGAAAACAUUGUGGAUAGUGAAGAUGGCAUAUCAGCCAGUGAUUUUGACUUUGCAGUUUCUAAUUUCGUCGAUAACUUAUACGGAUACCCCGAAGGCAAAGAUAUAUUGAGGGAAACUAUUAAAUUUAUGUACACAGACUGGGCAGACCGGCACAACCCUGAGACCAGAAGGAAAACACUGCUGGCUUUGUUUACUGAUCACCAGUGGGUUGCACCAGCAGUGGCCACAGCAGAUCUUCACUCGAAUUUUGGAUCGCCUACGUACUUCUAUGCCUUCUACCAUCAUUGCCAGACAGAUCAGGUACCUGCAUGGGCAGAUGCAGCCCACGGAGAUGAGGUUCCUUACGUACUAGGAAUCCCCAUGAUUGGUCCUACUGAGUUAUUUCCUUGUAAUUUCUCCAAAAAUGACGUCAUGCUAAGUGCAGUGGUGAUGACGUACUGGACAAACUUUGCAAAAACUGGUGACCCAAAUCAACCAGUGCCGCAAGACACAAAAUUCAUCCACACAAAACCAAAUCGUUUUGAAGAAGUAGCAUGGACCAGAUAUUCUCAGAAAGACCAGCUGUAUCUUCACAUUGGAUUAAAACCACGAGUGAAAGAACACUAUAGGGCCAAUAAAGUGAACCUUUGGUUGGAACUGGUACCUCAUCUGCACAAUCUUAACGACAUUUCACAGUAUACCUCUACCACAACUAAAGUGCCAUCGACUGAUAAUACUUUCAGACCCACAAGGAAAAAUUCUGUUUCAGUUACUUCAGCCUUUCCUACAGCCAAACAAGAUGAUCCCAAACAGCAGCCAAGCCCAUUUUCAGUGGAUCAAAGGGACUACUCAACAGAGUUGAGCGUUACAAUCGCAGUUGGCGCAUCUUUGCUGUUCCUGAACAUUUUGGCCUUUGCAGCGUUGUACUACAAAAAGGACAAGCGGAGACAUGACGUUCACAGGAGAUGUAGCCCACAACGUACCACUACCAAUGAUCUCACCCAUGCACAAGAAGAGGAGAUAAUGUCCCUCCAAAUGAAGCACACUGACUUGGAUCAUGAAUGUGAGUCCAUCCAUCCACAUGAGGUGGUUCUUAGGACCGCCUGUCCCCCAGACUACACGCUAGCCAUGAGAAGGUCUCCUGAUGAUAUCCCCUUAAUGACACCCAACACCAUCACAAUGAUCCCCAACACUAUACCAGGGAUUCAGCCCCUACACACAUUCAACACAUUUACUGGAGGACAGAACAAUACUCUGCCCCAUCCUCAUCCCCACCCCCAUUCACACUCAACAACCAGGGUAUAGCCAGACAAGACGAAACAAACUUUUAUUUUUUGAUGGAUUACAGUAGGUGAUAUUACUGAAGAUUACUUGGCUUUCAACCUACAAGACUCUUACUAUUUAAAUAUGGAGGAAUAUUAUGUGAAUAUACAUAUCAAGAACAUUUGGGGUUUUGAAAAAAAAUGAAUUGUACAUAUAUCAAAUGAACUUAAGAAACAAACAAAACAAAAGAAAAAAAGAAACAAAAAAACUAAAAACCCAACUGUUUGCAAUUGCUUGAAGCAGUUGUCCUGAAUGAUACUUUUUCAUUUACAUUCAAGUAUUAAUUUUUUGAAGAUUUAAGUUACAUAAUGGAAUUAGGCAUGUGCAACACAAAGAGGAAAGAACUAUGACUGAAAAUUUUUAAAACCUAUAAAUAUGCACAAGGGACACACUAAUGGAAUGUCAGAUAAUUUUCACCAAUUUUUAUUUGGACCUGUUUUCUUGUGUAGACCAUAUUUACAUAUUUGAAUAAGUACACAAAGCACCAAUGCUGUUAAGGCCUUAGAAAGGGGCUCAUGCUGAAAUCUGCCAGUCAGAGAAGUUUUACAGCCUGGCAGGUACAACAUUAUCACAUAAGUGCUGUCAGUAUAAAAGUUGUGGGAAUAAAGGAAACUGGAUAUUUUUAGCACGAUGUGCAUGAUAAUUUAUAUGCUUGGUGGCUGUGCUGCUGAUUAAGCCGUAAUUAAAAUUCUUCUCAUCCCAUUGGAGUUUUUAAUAGAAGCUUUCUCCAUCAAUUGGCACAACCUAAAGAAGUUUUUUAAAGGGGCAAAAGUAAUUACAGUAAAAUAUUUCAUGGUAGCUUCUGAAAAAGAAGGGAUUGCAACAGUUCUUA
Molecule: messenger RNA, 4159 nt
Organism: Pyrgilauda ruficollis (rufous-necked snowfinch)
Lineage: Eukaryota; Metazoa; Chordata; Aves; Passeriformes; Passeridae
Gene: NLGN1
Product: neuroligin 1
Exons: 8
Coding region: 718-3309 (863 amino acids)
Biological process (GO): presynaptic membrane assembly; neuron cell-cell adhesion; chemical synaptic transmission
Cellular component (GO): cell surface; postsynaptic specialization membrane; synapse
Molecular function (GO): neurexin family protein binding; signaling receptor activity
Source: RefSeq, a predicted model, not a curated record